AAAGCACAAUAUGUUCUGAUGUUCUCCAGCAUGUGUCGCGAUUGUGCAAAGUCCUGCGUGUUAUAAAAUUAACCAACGGAGGUGUCGCUAAUUGAAUGCUGUAAAAAAGACUCGUUUUACAGUUAACACAUGAUCAUCCAAUCACAGAGCAGUGUAUUUGUGUCCUGUCCAAUCAGAGGACAGAAUGUCUCCUAUAGUGAGACAUUUUUGGCCCUGAGUAUAGUUUGUCAGGUAGAACUUCCCAACCCAUUUAAUGACUAAACGUGCCCAAAUGAAUGAAAUUGUUCUGGGUGAGAAAGAACCGAGAGUGCUGUAGGUUAAUGUGAGCAACACAUAUUUGGUUUGUUUGCUUUAGGAGAAGAACGAAUGCCUGCUAGGCUCAAAUCUAGGCAAAUUAAAUCCUUUGUAAAGCAACCCGCCAUUAAAUCUGUGGCGGAACCCAAAGGCUUGACUCGUUUUUGGGGCAUUAUUUACCCAUAGGUUUAUAGCCCUUUUACCUAAUAUUUGCACACUCGUUGUAGCGCCUGCUUUUACACAUACAGUAAAAUUCCCGGAUCUAAUUGUAUGCAAAAGUCUGGAUGUAUGUAGCUACCGUUUUUUGAACGGUUACUGUAUGUAUCGCAGUGUAUUCAGCUGUAGCCCAAACCGCUAGUUUCUCCCUGAAUGACUUCACUGGAGCACUUUGCGGUCCCACACUCAAUAUGUCCGCCGGGAAGGUCUACGUUUGCUCAGUAGGAAUGCGGUAGGCGGGGCUGUUACGCUCGUGUCAAACUUUGGGAAUGACAGGAGUGCUGCAGGAUUCGAUAAGAAGGGGAAGUGUCGCCCUCGUUGGUCCUGUUUGGAUUACUUUGACUUCUUUUUACGCACGGUCUUUGGAUUCACCACCUCUCUAGAGAUAGGACGGCCUCGGCAUUCUCCUCAGCCAUGUCGGAGGACCUGAGCUCCCAAACCUGGUCCAUCAACAAAGAUGAUUAUGAGCUGCACGAGGUGAUUGGGAGCGGGGCCACCGCAGUGGUUCAAGCUGCCUACUGUGUACCACGCAAGGAGAAGGUGGCCAUCAAACGAAUCAACCUCGAGAAGUGCCAGACGAGUAUGGACGAACUCCUGAAAGAGAUUCAAGCCAUGAGCCAGUGCCACCACCCCAACAUCGUGUCUUACUACACCUCGUUCGUGGUGAAGGACGAGCUGUGGCUGGUCAUGAAGCUGCUCAGUGGCGGCUCUGUGCUGGACGUGAUCAAGCAUAUCAUCUCACGAGGGGAGCACAAGACCGGCGUCCUGGAUGAGCCUAGCAUAGCCACGGUGUUGAAAGAUGUGCUGGAAGGCCUCGAGUAUCUCCACAAGAACGGACAGAUCCACAGAGAUCUUAAGGCUGGAAACAUUCUCCUCGGGGACGACGGUUCAGUGCAAAUUGCAGACUUUGGCGUCAGUGCCUUUCUAGCCACAGGAGGUGACAUGACUCGAAAUAAAGUGCGCAAGACGUUUGUGGGAACGCCGUGCUGGAUGGCCCCAGAGGUCAUGGAGCAGGUGAGGGGUUACGAUUUCAAAGCAGAUAUUUGGAGUUUUGGGAUCACAGCCAUCGAGCUCGCCACGGGGGCCGCACCGUAUCACAAAUACCCGCCAAUGAAGGUCUUGAUGCUGACGCUGCAGAAUGACCCCCCAGGCCUGGACACGGGCAUCACGGACAAGGAGAUUGUAAAGAAAUACGGCAAAUCCUUCAGGAAGAUGGUCUCCCUGUGUCUACAGAAGGACCCAGAGAAAAGGCCGACAUCCUCAGAGUUGUUGAAGCAUAAAUUCUUUCAGAAAGCAAAGACCCAUGAGUAUUUACAUGAGCGGUUGCUCCAGAGGGCGCCCACAAUAACAGAGAGGUCGAAAAGGGUACGCCGAGUGCCGGGUUCCAGUGGUCGGCUGCACAAAACGGAGGAUGGCGAAUGGGAAUGGAGUGAUGAUGAGCUGGAUGAGGAAAGUGAAGAGGGCAAAGCAGCCGUUGCGGCCUUACGGGAGCAGCAGGUGAAGCCUGUUAAUGCCAGCAGGCGACAAGUGCGCUUCGCCUACCCACUCGAGCUGCCUACGUCCAGGUCACCAAGAGUAAAGGAGGGAUCACAGAAUUCAGAGGCGUUCCAGACUCCUGAGCCUUUAAGCAGUCAAGCCCAGCCGACGGCGGCAGGUCAGUCAGAACUACCUCCGACCGCAGGCCAGGUCCCACUGCAGCCCACGCCAGUCAACGCUCAGCCCACUGCCCAGGCUACACCAGCUCUACCUGCUGCUACUCUCACACAGGUGCAAGCUGCUUCAGGGGAUGUCAAGGCUCCUAUUAGUUUGGUAUUAAGGUUAAGAAAUUCAAAGAAGGAGCUAAAUGACAUCCGCUUUGAAUUCAUGCUGGGGAGAGACACAGCAGAUGGUGUGUCCCAGGAGCUGGUGUCAGCCGGCCUGGUGGACGGGAGGGACUUAGUAAUAGUUGCUGCAAAUUUGCAGAAAAUAGUUGAGCCUCAAGCCAAUAAAAAUGUCACUUUCAAACUGGCCUCUGGAACUGAGGGAUCUGAAUUACCAGAUGACGUCAAAUUGAUGGGCUUUGCUCAGCUCAGCAUUAGUUAAACUGUUGUACUACCUGGGACCAUGACUUGCCUAAAAAAAAUGUGAAAAUACAAAAAAAAUAUAUAUAUAGUUAAUUAAAUGCAUUUUUCUCUCUAUGGCUGUAAAGAAACCACUACUGCCAAAGAAAACAGUACCUUUGUGUCACCCAUAGGAUUAUUAACGCUGCCUCGUUGAAUUCAGCCGAAGUAUCAGAGCGCACAGUAUAAGAACCCCUCAAAAAAAGUUUACAGCUUAUUAUGUAGAAGGAUGCAAGUAUCUACAACGAACAGUUCUCACUUACCAUUCUGGUCUCCUUCAUCUGGUUAUGUUUUUCUCUCUAAUAUGUGAUGCAUUUGCACAAUCUCAGCUAACGCUCUUGAAUCUUGAUAAGUGUAACGAUGCCUUAUAUUCAUCAGAACUACUGAAUGCACGUUUUUUUGGGGGAAGUCCCCCAGUUACCACGUGGAGCAUUGUGUUGUCCGACAUGUUCAAAUGUGGUUUCUGUUGCUCGCGUCAAACUUUUUACUUUGAGCAAAAAGGUAUGCUGCAGCUCACUAAGAAAGUUUAAGUUUCAAUUUUCGACACACUUCUGUGCUCAACAAAUGUAAUGUGAGUUUACUUUUUCAGAAGGAUGUGAACACUCCCAACCGUAACAAUCGUUAAAGGAUAAGGCUAGUUUUAUUCUGUAUUUCUUGUAGUUCUAAUUAUUGUCUAUUAUCUGUAUGAAAAGACCAAAACCAACAAUGUGUUCACAUAGGUCAUAUAUUUGGCAAAAUGAUUUCCUGGGCGCUGUUACCAGCAGCAGGAGGGUGUAUGUAGGAUUGACCCAAAAUAAACUACAGUGCCCAUGUUCAUCAUGUCACCCAGUAAAACCUUUUGGCUCAAUUAAGUCUUUUUAAUAGUUAUUUUGGGCAACAAACAGACCAUACAAAAAUGCAUGAAUAAUGCCAGUCUUAUACUUAUAAGUAUUGAUACAACCAUCAUCAUAAGAAAGUCUGAUAAAAGAAAUAAGUGUGAGACAACUUGAUGAAGCUGGUUUUAAAUU
This is a messenger RNA of Anarrhichthys ocellatus (wolf-eel), 3616 nucleotides long. It is a transcript of the gene oxsr1b, whose product is annotated as oxidative stress responsive kinase 1b. Gene Ontology annotation, biological process: intracellular signal transduction; peptidyl-threonine phosphorylation; positive regulation of T cell chemotaxis. Gene Ontology annotation, cellular component: cytoplasm; cytosol. The transcript is spliced from 19 exons. The record is from RefSeq and is a predicted model, not a curated record. Lineage: Eukaryota; Metazoa; Chordata; Actinopteri; Perciformes; Anarhichadidae. Gene Ontology annotation, molecular function: protein serine/threonine kinase activity; ATP binding. The coding region runs from base 925 to 2592 and encodes 555 amino acids.